AUGACCUCCCUCAAGCAAUUCAUCCGCAAUGUGCGCGCGUCAAAGACCAUUGCUGAUGAGCGCGCGGUGAUUCAGAAAGAGAGUGCUGCUAUCCGGGCAAGCUUUCGAGAAGACAGCACAGAUUGUCACAUCCGGAGAAACAACGUUGCCAAAUUAUUAUAUCUAUUCACAUUGGGCGAGAGGACACACUUCGGACAGAUAGAAUGUCUGAAAUUGCUUGCCUCGCCACGGUUCGCCGACAAACGGUUGGGAUAUCUAGGGACUAUGUUGCUACUGGAUGAAAACCAAGAAGUUCUAACAUUAGUUACCAAUUCCUUAAAGAAUGACCUUAACCACUCGAACCAAUAUGUCGUUGGCCUUGCCCUUUGUACGCUUGGAAAUAUUGCCUCUGUCGAAAUGUCCCGAGAUCUCUUCCCUGAAAUCGAAUCGCUCGUGUCUACGGCAAAUCCGUAUAUUCGUCGAAAGGCGGCGCUAUGCGCCAUGCGAAUCUGUCGAAAAGUACCAGAUUUACAGGAACAUUUCGUCGACAAGGCCAAGAAUCUUUUGGUGGACCGCAACCACGGCGUUUUGCUAAGCGGGUUAACACUUGCGAUCGAGUUUUGUGAAUACGACGAGAAUGAGGGGACUGGAGAAGUCGUGGAAAAGUUCCGCCCAAUGGCAGCCGGAUUGGUGCGGACUCUGAAGGGCUUAACUUCCUCUGGCUAUGCUCCCGAGCACGACGUGUCCGGUAUAACGGAUCCAUUCUUACAAGUGAAGAUUCUUCGGUUCUUGAGGGUACUCGGUAGGGGAGAUGCUGCCACCAGCGAAUUAAUAAACGAUAUCCUCGCACAAGUCGCUACAAACACCGAGUCUAGCAAAAACGUCGGCAACUCCAUUCUAUAUGAGGCUGUCCUGACUAUUUUAGAUAUUGAAGCGGAUUCAGGCCUCCGCGUGCUCGGCGUUAACAUCCUAGGAAAGUUUUUGUCAAACAAAGAUAACAACAUCCGAUACGUCGCUCUUAACACCCUCGUUAAGGUGGUUGCUGUAGAGCCGAAUGCUGUUCAGAGACACAGAAAUACGAUUCUUGAAUGUUUGAGGGACCCCGAUAUCAGCAUACGUCGGAGAGCUCUAGACCUUAGUUUCACAUUAGUCAACGAAGGGAACGUCAGGGUGCUUGUUCGUGAACUCCUGGCAUUCCUGGAAGUCGCUGACAACGAGUUCAAGCCUGCUAUGACGACCCAAAUUGGAAUUGCUGCACGCAAAUUUGCUCCGAAUCCAAGAUGGCAUGUGGAUACCAUGCUCCGUGUAUUGAAGCUGGCCGGAAACUACGUGAAAGAACAAAUCAUAUCUUCAUUUGUUCGUCUCAUUGCUACAACCCCCGAUCUACAGACUUACUCUGUACAAAAACUCUAUGCGGCACUGAAAGAAGAUAUCUCUCAAGAAGGCCUUACCGUGGCUGCAUCCUGGGUUAUUGGUGAAUUCGGAGAUGCGCUGCUCCGUGGAGGCCAGUAUGAGGAAGAAGAACUGGUGAAAGAGGUGAGGGACAGCGACAUCAUCGAUCUUUUCAUGAACAUUCUAAACAGCACCUACGCGACCCCAAUUGUGACCGAGUACAUUACCACGGCCUCCAUGAAACUUUCCACAAGAAUAUCAGACCCAGCCCAGAUUGAACGAAUCCGCAAGUUCCUGAAGACUAAAACUGCCGACCUGAGCGAAGAAAUUCAGCAGCGCGCUGUGGAGUAUAGCAACUUGUUUGGAUAUGACCAAAUACGCCAAGGAGUACUCGAGAGGAUGCCUCCGCCAGAAAUACGAGAGGAGCAACGAGUUCUUGGUGAAGUCACGAAUAAACGACAGAGCAGAUUGUUGAAAGACAAGUCAAAGAAACCAUCCAAACCUACCGAACAAGAUAUGCUCCUCGAUCUCAUGGGCGGCGGCUCUGAUGCACCUGCCGCAAGCACACCUGGCAAAUCUAAUGGUAGCCAAAAUACUGCAGACCUCCUUGCAGAUAUUCUUGGCGGCGGUGGUAGCUCAGAGCCUGCCCCAGCCACGCGAUCACCGCAGCCCACGUCUGCCAAAUCCUCAAAUGUCGAUGUCAUUAUGGACCUUUUUGGUUCCAAUGGAUCUUCUCAGCCGCAGACUUCUGCAGGCCUCAUAGGAAAUACAACCCAACCGGCGCCUGCCACCUCUCCGUCACCCACCGCUCAUGAGGUAUUUAACAAGAAUGAUCUCCAAGUGACUCUUCAAAUCCAAAGAAGUAGCGCUGGUAUGUGUCAGAUACUCGCCAAGUUCCGCAACAUAUCUGCUCUAGAUAGCUUCUCGGGAGUUGGCCUGCAAGCCGCCGUGCCUAAAACUCAGAAACUUCAGCUGAAUGCCAUUAACAAAGCCGACCUUGAUGGUGGUGAAGAGGGUACACAAGCAAUGAGGAUCGCGGCUGCAUCUGGCUCCCUUCCUCCAAAACUUCGACUACGUCUAAGGGUUAGCUAUUCUAAAAAUGGGGGAAAUCCCGCCGUGGAGCAGGUGGACUGGACUGAGCCAUAG
Messenger RNA from Arthroderma uncinatum, 2517 nucleotides. Its product is annotated as AP-1 complex subunit gamma-1. The coding region runs from base 1 to 2517 and encodes 838 amino acids. Gene Ontology annotation, biological process: intracellular protein transport; Golgi to vacuole transport; receptor-mediated endocytosis. Gene Ontology annotation, molecular function: clathrin-cargo adaptor activity. NCBI's taxonomy places the organism in Eukaryota, Fungi, Ascomycota, Eurotiomycetes, Onygenales, Arthrodermataceae. Gene Ontology annotation, cellular component: AP-1 adaptor complex; Golgi apparatus; membrane coat. The transcript has 5 exons. The record is from RefSeq and is a predicted model, not a curated record.